AUGAAUGAGUCAUUCCUCACCCCCGGCGCUUUCGGACGUUCUGGCUCUGUGAUGAGCGGACCACAUGGCAGCGAUGCGCUGUUUGUGCAAGACGAGGCUUCGGAUGGUGAGCGUCCAUCGAAGCCUCGUCUUGCCGAGCACGAUAUCAAGGGCGAAGUUGAGUUCGAGGUCGAGCAGCCUGCUCGCCAGGCCUUUGGUCUUUCUCCACCAUCUGACGAUGGUAACAAUAUCCAUCAAGACACGGAUAUCAUCGACCUUGAGGACGCUGCUGAGGAGAAAUACUGGCUGGAAGAGUUCAAACAGUGGCUCCCAAAAGUCGAAGUCGAGGCGCGACUUAAGGAGAAAUAUGCCCAAGCUUUCAAGCGUCAAGCAGGCAAAGCUAUGCCAAAUACCCAUAACAAGCAGAGAAUGGAGGAAAUCGUAAGCUGCGCAAGAGACAACGACACGACUAUCAGGUACAUCCUGUCGCGUGACAAGAAGGUCUGGUACUCAAAGCUGAAAGAAGCUGAGAAAGCACUUCAUCUGGAGCACGACGAGAUCCAGAAGUUUCGCGACCUCCAGAAGCGAGCAGAGUACAAGCACAUCCUGGAUGAGCACCUUAUCACCAGAACUAAGGCCAGGAUUCAAGUCGUCGAGAAGGACCUCGAGAUCCGCAAGAAAGUCGUCAAGGAGAUGACGAAAUGGGUCAAGGACGAGUAA
Molecule: messenger RNA, 699 nt
Organism: Cercospora beticola
Lineage: Eukaryota; Fungi; Ascomycota; Dothideomycetes; Mycosphaerellales; Mycosphaerellaceae
Source: RefSeq, a predicted model, not a curated record